AUGCCACACUCGCUUCCUGUGCCCGCGACGGGCUUCCAGGCCCUCAUUCUGUGUGGCCCCGGCGUCUCGCUCAACACAUUCACAUCGAACCCAGAGGAGUACCCGAAAAGUCUCAUUCCUAUCGCAAAUAGGCCCAUGAUAUUUUACCCGAUCGACUUCUGCAGGAGAUCAGGAAUCACCGAUAUCACAUUGAUCACACCUCCGUCCUCCCUCGCUCCACUCCAGGCCGCUCUAAAACAAAACCCACAUCUUACAUCUUUCCCCUCGCCCUCUGUGUCAGUUGUAGCCCCGAAAGACCUCGAGAUGACCAUGGGAACUGCCGAGCUGCUCCGCCUACCAGAGGUCCAAGAUUGCAUCAAAACCGAUUUCCUCCUUCUUCCCUGCGACCUUAUCUGUGACAUCCCCGGUGAAUCUAUUCUCGAGGCGUGGAUGGUUUCCCAGAGCGCUCUCGGGGAUAGUAGUUCCGCUCGAGAGGGUCGGAAUACCUACAAUGUAAUAGCUUCGGGUCCGGGUGGUGAGCAGGGAGGCCGUCGCGGCGGACUUGCUGUAUAUUAUCAGACGCAGGGCCGAGAGGAGAGUGUGAAAGGCGAGGCCGCCGACUUUGUGGCCGUCGCGGCGCUCGAGCAGGACGAGGCACCGGCAGUAUCACACCUAGUCGAUGGGCCGGAGGCCCUACGGUUUGGCCUAUCGAAGCUGGUCAUGUCAAUGCCUAUGGAUACCGUUAAGGAGAAGAUGGAACAGAAUAAAGGCUUCCUCGUUCGCGAGUCUUUGGUCAAGAAGCAUGCGCAGGUCAAGAUGCUAACCACGUACCGGGAUGCUCAUCUUUACGUCUUCCCGUAUUGGGUUAAGAAUCUAGCUCUCCACCAGGGGAAGCUAGAGUCAGUCGGUGAGGAUCUUAUUGGCUACUGGGCCAAAGCAGGAUGGCAGAAAGGCCUAGGAGAUAAGCUAGGGAUAAACAAAAUCUUCCAACAGGACAGCCACAGCCAAGGCGAGAAUGACAGCGAAUCGUUGGAGGAAGAGAUUGAUCUCCAGGGCUUAAGCACCACCAAGACUCGCUUAAACUCUGAAUCUUUAAAGUCUGAACUGCCGCAAAUACUAGCCUAUCUACAACGAGAACCGACUCCGUUUAUCCGACGCGUUGAUAGCUCCGCUAUCCUGCUUUCGACAUCACUUCUUCUGGCCAAACUAGAAUCUAUUGAGGAGGUUGGUCGUCAGGCAGCGUCACCUUUUGCACAUAACCAGAAGAUUGCCUACCCCGAGGGUGUUCCAGAGGAAACGGAUGCUAAGAACGAGAAAUUCAUGAUCUUCGAGGGUUUGGAUGAGGAAGGGGAGGAUGGCAUGGAUGUUUCAGAGGAUUUCGAUUGA
Molecule: messenger RNA, 1365 nt
Organism: Aspergillus tanneri
Lineage: Eukaryota; Fungi; Ascomycota; Eurotiomycetes; Eurotiales; Aspergillaceae
Product: translation initiation factor eIF2B subunit gamma
Exons: 2
Coding region: 1-1365 (454 amino acids)
Biological process (GO): cytoplasmic translational initiation
Cellular component (GO): guanyl-nucleotide exchange factor complex; eukaryotic translation initiation factor 2B complex
Molecular function (GO): guanyl-nucleotide exchange factor activity; translation initiation factor activity
Source: RefSeq, a predicted model, not a curated record